Messenger RNA from Beta vulgaris subsp. vulgaris (sugar beet), 2188 nucleotides. Its product is annotated as rhodanese-like domain-containing protein 4, chloroplastic. The record is from RefSeq and is a predicted model, not a curated record. Bases 444 to 1853 code for a protein of 469 amino acids. The transcript has 8 exons. Lineage: Eukaryota; Viridiplantae; Streptophyta; Magnoliopsida; Caryophyllales; Amaranthaceae.
UGAUGUACUGUUGUAUUCUGGUACUGUAAAUUGCAAUCACGGUUGAUGCUUCUCUAAACAAUUUCCCAGAAAUUCUAAAAACUUCUUCGUAUAAUUGUCAUCCACACAAAUCUUAUAACAUGAGAAUCAUCUGACAGCGUGGAUUCUAGAGUCUAGACAAUCAACAACAUCUCAUCCAUUCAUGCCACAUGUCCACCAUCUGGUGGACAACCAAUGAUUCUGCUUCCAUGUCAGCUUCUUCUACCCAAAAUAUAUUGCACUUUGCAUCCUGUGAAGCCAAUUCUUUUGGCUUCAUUUGCUUCCUCUUAGACUCACCCAUUUGAGCUUCAAAGCAAGAUACCUUAGCUUUAUUAUCUCUCAUUGUGAAUUGAUUAUUUUUUAUUUUUAAAAAAUAAUAAUAAUUUCAUACCCUUUGAAAUUUUUUUCUUGAUUAAAACUAUACUAUGGAAUCCCUCAAUGCACUACAAUUGAAGCCAAUUUGUGUUCUUCCUGAUCAAAGAGGAAAACCCAGAAAAUUUCCUCAAAUCCCAACACUUCCAUCUCUCAAAUUUCCACAAUUUUCAACAAAUAAAGUCAACCCACCAAAUUUUACAGAGGAUUUAGCAAGGAAAUUUCAUGGAAGUUUAGUACUUUUGGCUUCUGCUUUCAGUGCUCAAGUUGCUGGUGCUUUAACUUAUGAGGAAGCAAUAAGUCAAUCAGUAAAUGAAAAUCCUGCAGCUGAUUUUGAUGCUGGAAGUGUUGUUGAAACAAUUGUUCAAAACCCACUUAUUAUAGCUGGUGGAGUUGCUGUGAUUGCAGUUCCUCUGGUUUUAUCUCAGGUUUUUGGGAGCAAACCCAAACCUUUUGGUGUUCAGCCUGCUAAAGCUGCAUAUGCUAAGUUGGCUGAGGACCCAAAUGCUCAGCUUCUUGAUAUAAGAUCCUUGAAGGAAUCAAAGGAAGUAGGUAGUCCCGAUAUUCGAGGAUUGAAGAAGAAGGCGAUUUCGGUUGUGUAUAGAGGUGAAGAUAAGCCAGGGUUCUUGCAAAAGUUGUCAUUGAAGUUCAAGGAUCCAGAGAACACUACUUUGUAUAUCUUAGACAAAUUCGAUGGAAACUCUGAGUUAGUUGCAGAAUUGGUGACUGCAAAUGGGUUCAAAUCUGCUUAUGCUAUCAAAGAUGGAGCAGAAGGACCUCGGGGAUGGCAGAAUAGCAGUCUCCCUUGGGUUCUACCAAAAAAGUCAUUCAGCCUUGAUUUUACUGCUUUGACAGAAGCAUUUGGUGGUGUAUUUGAAGAGAGUGCUGAUGCAUUACCACUGCUAGGAAUUGGUGCAGCCACUGCUGCUGGAUUGGGCUUAUUGGCUUUCACAGAGAUGGAAACCGUUCUCCAACUGCUAGGAUCAGCCGCACUAGUUCAGCUGUUCAGCAAAAAGCUUUUAUUAGCAGAGGACAGAAAGCAAACAUUUAAACAACUCGAUGAAUUUGUCACCACCAAGGUUGCUCCCAAAGAGCUUGUUUCAGAUAUAAAGCAAAUAGGAACUGCCCUUCUACCAAUAACUGUGAAUAACAAGGCUCUUCCAGCACCUGCAGAGGCAGCACCUACAGAGACAGCACCUACAGAGGCAGCAUCUGCAGAGGCAGCACCUACAGAGGUGGCCCCUGCCGAGGCCACCCCUGAAGCAGCUGUUGUGGAAAACAGCAUUCAGAAAGCUGAAGCUGUCCCAGAACCACAAGCAGAAGUACCGGCAGAACCUGCCCCAGAAAUCAAUUCCACGCCUCAGAACGAAGUUAAAGCAGUAUCACACCCAAGGCCACUUUCUCCAUAUGCUGCAUAUCCAGAUUUCAAGCCUCCAAGUUCCCCUUGUCCUUCACAACCUUGAGAGAUGGAGAUUUUCAAGAAUCAGUUUUUCGCCAUAAACAUGCAACCGGAGUUGAUGCAUGUGAAAUAUGAGCUUAUUAUGGUGGGCACAAACAAGUGAAACUUGAUUGUUUCCCUUACUAGGCCAGAUAAAUUGUAUUAGUCGUUUGCUAAGAUAUCUUGAGGUGUUUACUGCAACUGAGGUUUUUUGGUUUUUCCUCCUCAGAAUUGGUUGGAUAUUGUAUUAUAUAAUAUGUAGCUUCUGUUAAAUGAUACUCCAUUGUCCUUACAUCUAUACCAACAAAUCUAAAGGGUGUACUGAACUUUUUUAGGUUGUUCAGUAUAUAUGUUUAUGUA